Xiphias gladius (swordfish) is the source of this 1912-nucleotide messenger RNA. RefSeq lists its product as uncharacterized. The record is from RefSeq and is a predicted model, not a curated record. The transcript is spliced from 4 exons. Gene Ontology annotation, cellular component: membrane. The coding region runs from base 308 to 814 and encodes 168 amino acids. Gene Ontology annotation, biological process: cell adhesion; tissue regeneration. NCBI's taxonomy places the organism in Eukaryota, Metazoa, Chordata, Actinopteri, Istiophoriformes, Xiphiidae.
GGCACAAUAUUUUAGUAUAAUAUCAAUGCCAAAAUACAUGAGGCACAGUCUCAGGAUAUGCAGAGCAAAAGGAAGGAGUGAAGUGAGAAGUUGUGCUCUAACUAAAGUACUAGAGACACAGAGUGGGAGGGGCAUUUACAGUGUCCCUGUAACUGGAGGAGCUGCCUGACUUGUUAGUCCUGUCCACUCCCUCAACUUCUUCCGUGGCUUGUGCAGGAGUGGACUUCACCGACUAAAUCUCAUUUGUCCCAUCGGCAGCAGAAGGACAGUUUCCCGAGAGCUGCGUGGAGUUAUCAAAGAGAGGAGAAUGGACCGACUGACUGGACUGGACACACCUCUGAAUAAACUGGACAACAUAGAGGCACAGAUAGCCCCCACUGGAAAAGGGCAUCGCCCCAUUAACAUAAAUCACUAUGCCAGUAAGAAGACUGCGGCUCAGAGCAUGCUGGACAUUGCCUUGCUGAUGGCCAACUCAUCCCAGCUGAAAACUGUUCUCUAUGUGGGGCCUCGGUACCGUUUCUACAUCCCCCUCAUUGUCCUGCUGUCUCUGUCCAUCACGUUACAGGUCAUCGUGGGGCUGCUGCUCGUCUUUAUUGUGAAGUACGAUCUGAACGACAUGAGGAAACAUGCCAAGUUGAACAGGAUGAACAAUGUAGCUACAGUCUUUGUCUUCUUCACAGUCCUCAUCAACAUCUUCAUCACAGCGCUCGGCUUUGAGGGACAUUUUGCCACGUCAUCGGCAUCACAUUUGUCAAUACCAGGGCCUCAGCUCCCUCUUCUGCCCACUGACCUUAAUAUGACUGGUGGCAAUUAGACCAGUCUUUGGACCACAUAAGACAUCUGGCAUAAGACAUUGCAUUAUGUCAAAGCCUUGAAAUCUAAAGGGUUGUGGUGGGACUGCGGCCUUUUUGUGACUUCUGUAUGAGCUCCCUGGUCAAAUCAUGACUUGUUUGGGCAUAGAUUCACCAUCAACCACAUCCUCAACUCAGGAUCACAGCUGUUAAAUUCAACUCCACCAAAGACUGACAAUGAAGAACCUCAGUUUGAAUACAUUACCACUGGCUCAUCUUCCUUUGAAUCAAGAUGCCAACAGAGAAAUACUGCCCCACACUGCAGUGGGCUGACCCUGACCUUUGCAGUGUUGGGUUAAUCUGUUAGCAAAUGCAAAAAAUCUUCUCAUUUAUUGCCAUACUAUUUAAAGCUUCUAUCUUGUCAAUAUAACAGUGCAUUAUAUUGUUUCUGUACAAAUGUUAAAUUGGUAGAAUUAAGCUGGUUUAUAGUUUUGUUACUUAAUUAAUUACAUUAGUGGAGAAUGUCACAGUGCUGUAUGUUUGGAAACAUGUCUCUUAUUCUGUCAAUACUUGACUCUUACUUUUACCUCAUGAACAUUUUUGCAUCCAAUAGGGUUUCUCUCAUCUCCAGUGUCAUGUUUUUACAUUUUACAGUUAUGUUCUAUUAUAGUCUCUAAGGAGCUGGACACCUGAUUUCAUCUAUUUAUUUUUAUUAAUACAUAUAGAAAACUGUCUGGUUCUUGAUUGGACAUGAUGUGAAAGGCAGCUUGGACAUAUGAAAGACAACCUCAGUUCACAAGUGUGUUGUGCUACAUGACAUCAUAAUGUCUAUCUUGCAAAUAAGAACAAAUCACAUAGUAGAGAAAAGCUGCAUAAAAGAAAUCACAUUGCAAAUACACAAUACUCUGCAUGGAUAGAAAAAAAUGGUAUAUUUUAUGCAAGAAAGCAAAACUCAAGGAGAGGAAUACCAUUAUUAUUUUUCUUACCAUCAACAAAUGCCAUGAAAAGAUCACAACCUUGACCAAACUAAACAUUUUAGUCUGUGUCAGUACUUUCUGACUUUCCUCUUCUGUCUAUGGCUCUCAGCCCCAUGCCCACAGGCUCCUACUGAAGAUUGAAUU